CCCAGUCUCCACUGCCAUACCGCCACCAUGCCCGAGUGCGCAGCUUCCAACGACUAUGACGGGCGCAUGGGCACCCGCAUAUCGUCCAUUUUUGUCAUCCUCGUGGCAUCUACGUUUGGUGCCAUGUUCCCCGUGCUUGCAAGGCGCAGCCGCCACAAGUUUGUGCCUGACUGGGUCUUUUUCGUUGCAAAGUACUUUGGAUCCGGUGUCAUUAUUGCUACGGCAUUCAUCCAUCUCCUUGCGCCAGCAAACGAGGCCUUGACCAACGAGUGCUUGACGGGCGUCAUUGCCGCAUACCCCUGGCCAGAGGGUAUCGCGCUGAUGACCAUCUUCCUCAUGCACUUUCUCGAGCUCAUGACUAUGCGCUAUGCCAACUUUGGCGGCGACCACCAGCACGACGCUAGCCACACGCAUGCAGCUAUCCCUGCAGCCGCGAGCAACAGCAGCAGCAUCGAGGAGACCAAGGGACAUGACAUUGAAGCCGCCGGCCCUGGAAACCCCAACAUCCGCGGUGACGACCACCUUGGCCACCAACGCCAGCACAACGCCGAAGGCGAGUACGGCUCAGAGCUUGAGCCCCGUCACCUCGUGCCUUCCGACUACGCCGCCCAGCUUACUGCCGUCUUCAUCCUCGAGUUCGGUGUCAUCUUCCACUCCAUCUUCAUUGGUCUUACCCUCGCCGUGGCCGGAAGCGAGUUCAUCACCCUGUACAUUGUGCUCGUCUUCCACCAGAUGUUCGAGGGUCUCGGUCUGGGUUCGCGACUCGCCGAAGUGCCAUGGCCCGCAUCCAGGCGCUGGACCCCAUACUUCCUUGGCUUGGGAUACGGUCUCUCGACACCCAUUGCCAUUGCCAUUGGUCUGGGUGUCCGCCAGUCAUUUGCCCCCGAGUCCAAGACGACACUUCUUUCCAACGGCAUCUUUGACUCCAUCAGCGCUGGUAUCCUCAUCUACACUGGUCUCGUCGAGCUCAUGGCCCACGAGUUCAUGUUCAGCCCUUAUAUGCAGAACGGGCCUGUCAGCCGAACCCUCAAGGCCUACGCGCUCAUGACCCUUGGUGCUGGUUUGAUGGCUCUGCUCGGCUACUGGGCUUAAAAUAGCCUCUAUCGGCUUUGAGGUCAUGAAAAAAAAAAACUUUUCUUUUUCUCAAUGGAUGGAUAAUGUCUGUAUAUAUAGAUAUGCUUUGUGCCGCUUUCUGGCACAUGAUGACGUGGGAGGCUUCAGUGAUCACGUUGGACUCUUUUUUUUUUGUUUUCUUUCACGUGUGCUGCAUUCAGGUAUACCCCGUAGAUUCAGGCCACUCACAGUGGCGCGACGAUUCGAGGCGGAACGAGGAUAGAGACAGAGACGCAUGAUGACUAGAAGGGAAGUGAAAUUUGAAAGACGGACGUUGUCAUCUC
Molecule: messenger RNA, 1397 nt
Organism: Exserohilum turcica Et28A
Lineage: Eukaryota; Fungi; Ascomycota; Dothideomycetes; Pleosporales; Pleosporaceae
Exons: 3
Coding region: 28-1092 (354 amino acids)
Biological process (GO): zinc ion import across plasma membrane
Cellular component (GO): plasma membrane
Molecular function (GO): low-affinity zinc ion transmembrane transporter activity
Source: RefSeq, a predicted model, not a curated record